Boleophthalmus pectinirostris (great blue-spotted mudskipper) is the source of this 4372-nucleotide messenger RNA. RefSeq names its product transcription factor MafG. Gene Ontology annotation, cellular component: nucleus. Lineage: Eukaryota; Metazoa; Chordata; Actinopteri; Gobiiformes; Gobiidae. The transcript has 4 exons. Bases 723 to 1208 code for a protein of 161 amino acids. Gene Ontology annotation, molecular function: DNA-binding transcription factor activity, RNA polymerase II-specific; RNA polymerase II cis-regulatory region sequence-specific DNA binding. The record is from RefSeq and is a predicted model, not a curated record. Gene Ontology annotation, biological process: regulation of epidermal cell differentiation; regulation of transcription by RNA polymerase II.
UCGCUACUGAAUGAUUUUCUGAAAGGUUCGCGUUUUCCGGAAAUCUAUUAAAUUGUGUAUAAAUUGACAGCACUGUUACUAUGCCGAGAUGGCAGCUAAUAUCUGUAUACACAUGUGAACUGAUAAUAAAACUAAUAGUUGGUUUUAUUAUGGCGCCAACUACAUAAAUUCCCCGCGAUUUAGGGUGUUUUCUGUGGUUAGAGAGACGCACCGUGCGGCUGAUACAGUUGUAGUAGGACGUCGGCACAGCACGGGGAUUUCCUCGCUUGCUUGUUUUGUAGGAGGGGAGUUGUUUGCCAAUUUGACAGCAGUGUGAAGCUGGAGACGGGAGUCGUGGAAUGUCAGAACUCUGUUAUGGGGUUGAACUCACAAUAAAUAGUUGCAUGAGUUGCAUUUAAUAUUCUUUAUAUCAUUGCGCUUCUCGGGGGCUUGUCAACUCAUGCGCUUCUUGCUGUCCAAACCUGCUGCUUCAUCACCUCGUUGUGAGAAGGAGAAAGAGCAGGCACAGGCAGCGGUGUAGCGAAAGCAGGUAACAAGAACAGAUGAAGGCCCUUAUAACAUCCGGAUGCGGCUGGUAGCAGUGUGUGGACGGAGACUGGGAGUGGUGAUCAUCUCUGAGAUUUAUUGCUUCUCGCGUUGAGGCAGCAGUUAUAAAAUAAGACCGGAUGCCACUGAGGUGAACCAAAACAGUCUGUAGUGCAGGUGGACCCGGCUCUCGUGGCAUGACUACCACAAACAAAGGAAACAAGGCCUUGAAGGUGAAGCGGGAGCCUGGAGAGAAUGGCACCAGCUUGACAGAUGACGAGCUGGUGACCAUGUCAGUACGGGAGUUGAACCAGCAUCUCCGUGGCCUUACCAAAGAGGAAAUACUGCAGUUAAAGCAGCGGAGACGUACUUUAAAGAAUCGGGGGUAUGCCGCCAGCUGCCGAGUGAAGCGCGUCACCCAAAAGGAGGAACUGGAGAAGCAAAAGGCUCAGCUGCAGCAGGAGGUUGACAAACUGGCUACAGAAAACGCCAGUAUGAAGGUGGAGUUGGACGCGCUACGCUCUAAGUAUGAGGCCCUCCAGAGCUUUGCCAGGACUGUGGCCCGUAACCCUGUCACCACCCGGGCUCCAAUGGCCUCCGUCAUUGGGCCGCUUAUCCCUGGUAAAGUAGCCGCCACCAGCGUCAUCACCAUCGUCAAGUCCAAAACUGAAGCCAGAUCGUAGUAGCAGAAUGGGCCAGAGGGAGAGUUGUGUGUAAUUUGUAACAUGGCAUUGGGUUAGCUCAUAAUUUGUUCUUUAGCACUAAAACUACUGUAUGCUAUCUUUAUUAAUCAGAAAAUAAGAUUUUUGGUUAUGGUUACAAAUGCAGAGCUUGUAUAGUCCCAAUACCAUAAUUAGUUUAAACAUAGUGACAUUUUUACAUAGAUACUGAAAAAACAUAAGCUUUAGCUAACCCUUUGACCUGUUAUUAUGCACUGACUCAGAAUGAUCAAUCCAAGCAAAUUGUUGGUACAAACAUUAUGUGUCUUUAAUCAGCUUGACAAAACCCAAAUCUACUCAAAUUGUCAAAUUGUUGGUUUUAUCUGUCAGGGCGUAAGCGUGGAGCGAUGCAUCCAAAUUUACUAUUUGUUUUGUUUACGCCUCUGUGACAGAUGUUAAUGAACUUGUCAUUGUCAGUAUGACUGGUAGAUGCAAUAAUAUAUGUAUGCACUGAAAGUACAAAGAGGUCUAUUAUAUUUAUGGCAAAAACGAUCAGCGGUUCUAAAGAAUAUUGUUGUAGAGCGGAGCGCCAUUCCAAUGUGACAAGCUCCCUCAACAAUAUCUGCAAAACCUGAAUGUUAUUACAGUACAAUACCUUCAUGAUUUGUGGGUAUCUUGUAGCCCACAAAACCUAUGUUUUGCUCAUAUCGAACAUUUAUGUUCAUGAUAUUUUCAUUUCAAGAUAUUUAUUGCUUAUUUUGUAAUUACCAUCAAACAUUUCCAAAAGAAAACUUUACUCAAGCUUUACUGUUUGAAUUGUUAGGGUGUUAAGGAAACUUUGUCUAAUGUUUAGUUUUUGUUUUUAUUAACAUAGAUUACUUCCAUUGUUUAUAGAAACACACAAAAAAAGAAAAAAAAAAUCCUGUGACAUCUCUUUUUGCAAUUGUACCGAAAGUGGCUUACUAUUGAAGUCUGAUAGCUUUUCUAGUGACUAGGCGCGUACUGUGGGGUAGCGCGUGAUGUGAUGUGUAAGUGACAAGUUGGCAGUGUCGUUCACUGUAUAGAUGUCAAAAAGCUGUGCUAUUAUAAAACAAAUCUGUAGAGCUAAACUAGGUGGUGUAAACAAGGUCAAAUGUCUUGUGCAUAACAGCAUCUGUGAUUUCCCUUUGCUUCCUUGGUGUUUGUUACGAACAUAAACUCAUUACAAGUUCACCAUAUCAAGCCAGGUAAGGCAGAAAUCUGGGUAUCUGGUAAAAAGCUCAAAUGUAUGAUUUUUUGUCCCUUUGAAAAAAUUGAUUUUACAAUUGCUUUGUCUUUAUUGACUUUACUUAAGAGUUGAAGCAUUAUAAUAUUAUAACAAAAUCAAUUAACACACUAUUUUUGUUCAGAGAAAAUCACAGAAAUAUAUUAAUUAACUUCAACAGCGCAGCAUUUCCAGUAAAAGGUUUACCCACUGAACUUGUAUACUGUACAAGUGGUAGGCGUUGAUUGAGGGUCUCUUAUGCACUAAGCUCCUGCUUGUUUUGCUCAGGACAAAACAGGUCACUCUAAAAAUGGAAAGGCUUUUUAGACAAAAAGCAGGAAUGGCAGCUCUUUUUUCUGUUUAUCUCCCUCUAUCAGUUUUCUUUUAAAAUAAGCAUUUCAUAAAGGGCUUUUUCAAUCCACACUCGGAAAGAGAGACACGGCACGACCACGUAAAAUUCCAAUCAACAGCAGCUGCCCCUGGUACUUCUCCCCUCCGCUUGUGCCAAGUACAGUCCUCUAAAAAGGAAUUUACCCGUGAAGAUGCUUUACAACUCAAGGUGAAAGUUGUAGUUGGGUAAUGCUCUUCAUCCAGCUCUCACUCCCCUGCUGGUCAGUCUAUCUAUAAGCAUGUUGAGCUCAUAAGUACCACUUCUCAUGGCUCCAUGCUCUUUUGGUUGGUGGCCAUACCCUAUCAUCACAACAUGCUUAACAAACUUGCAUUGACUGGUAACUGUUGGAAAAAUGUAUAUCUGAAAUCUCUACAUAGCCCAGUAUUGGUGUUGACGUCCGUAUUGCUGUGGCAGUCUCGUGGAGUGAAUCUAUUUUCUGUGUCAAGUGUCUUUUUAAAGGUGUUCCAAAGUGGCACCGUACGACCAAUUUCUCAGUCUGCGCUAAAGAUGGCUGUUUCACACAGGUGUAUAGUAUGUAGCUACAAGUAGGUAUUACUGACCAUUGUGAAAAAAGUGACCCUUAAUAUGCAACUCAGUGGAAAAGGUGUGAAAGAGUAGUCGUAAGAGUAAUCAAUAUUGUCAUAGUGCUUAUGGUCUGUUAUUUAAUAUUUCGUACUCUUUUCUAGUUUUAUUGUAUUAUAUUUCUUCCAUUUUAUGCUCCAAUUCAAGAGCAGUCGGCCCUUCAUAAUGUUGUAUCACAUUGUAUAUGUGAGAGCAGUUGUGGUGGUUGCACUCAAGCCUUACUCACACAUUUUAAACUUUAAAUAGAUGAUUUGCUCAUCCAUCAGAAAUGGGUCUAUUACUUUGCUCUGGAGAUUGUGCACUGACUAGUCAAUGAUUCUAUUCUUUUUUAUCUUUUUUUUUUUUUUUUUUGUCAUAAGGGCCAUUUGCAAUAUUUUUUCUAUUGUACGAGUGACGCAUGGAUUUAUGUUUUGUUUUUUUUGUUUUUUUUUCUGCUGCUACACCAGUUGCUUAGGCUUACUGUAGCAUCAUUUACAUACUGCAUUUAGAUCUUAGCACUGUUUGUUAUGUAUCACAUUUAGUUGAAACUAAAACAUUAUCGUUUUUGUUGUUACAUGUUCAGGAAGAGGGUAGAUAAAAGCAUAUAGCUCUUGACAUAGGCUUUGUCCAUGAAAUAAUGCUUUGUAACAGAUGACUGUGAAGUUUGUAUUCAUGGAGUGGGUCUGUGUUCUGAAGCUAUAAAAAUAUGAUGAAAGUAAGUAAUACAAAGUUAAUGGUUUGUUAUUUUUCUGUAUGGGUUGUAAUAAAUAUUGCAGUACUUUGUAUGAAAAAACAAUAGUUAAUUGUAACUAUUUAUAAAUUAAAUUAUUGUACUUUUGCAAUGUAGAUAAGUACUAUGUAUUCACAUACAGUCAAAACUGUGGAUUUAAAUGUGAUUCUCUGAGGUGUCUAAGUUAUUGAUGUACAUAUUGUAUGUUUGUUGAUACAGCUUACAUUAUUUUCUAUAAGACCAAUAAAAUGUUUUGAAAAAGG